AUGAAGAUCUCCGCAGCGACUCAAGUGCAGGAGGCCCAGCGCUCUUUCCCUGGGGCCGCCGAUCACGAGGCAGAGUCGGGGGCUGCCACUAGGGCUGUUCCUCCCGGAGAAGCUUCGCUCAAGUUUCGGCGCUCGUUCAAGAGCUCCAAGUUUUUUCUGUCUUACGGGCCCUUCCUGGCAGUCACCCUGAGCAGCUUGGCCCUCACUUACGCGCUCUUGAGCUGUUUUUUUUCCCUACAAGCGAGCCCCAAGGCGUCAGUGCUUGGCAGAUCGCUGGCGGGCGACCGGCGGCGCUCCUGUCACUGGGCUGUUGGCGGGGGAGAACGCGAAGAGGAAGACAGUGGCGUGUGGGCUGAUCAUGAGGGAGAUCCGCAUUCUGAGAGUCCCCAGAGACAGGAGGGCCGGGAGGAAAGGCCUGCGGAGGCGGGGCUGGGGGUGCUGCCCCACAGCAGCGCGGGAUGGCCGAGGCCCGAGCCUUACCCCGCAGAGGAAGUGGAAGUUGCAGGCCCGAGCACAAGCUCGUACAAUGAGGGGCCGUUGCAGCGCAGCUCGUGGCCGCAGAGGGCUUCAAGCAGCUCUUCUUCCAGUGCUGCUUCCCCGCACGGCGGGGCGCAGCAGCAGCACCGCGCAGCAGAAGCUGCUGCAGCCAAGGAGAGGCUCCGCCGCAAAAGCAACUGGCUGCACUUGAAGAGCUUCGUCUCCUUCGAAGGUUUGAAUCUGGAGGAGGCCGAGAAGUUGAUGUUCGGCCAGGCCGCCUUCAACGUUCACGAGCAGCAGGAGUCGGAUGAUGAGCGGAAGCUGGACUUGUGGAACGGGCGGAACAUGCCGAGCGCGGAAAGAACCAAAGUCGUGAGUUUGUUCACUUGGAUGAGAGAGUCUUCGAAGCUGUGCAGGAGUCUGAUGAAUGUCCUGAGCACGGACAGCAUGCUGCAGCUGACGUGGGCGGUGCUGCGGAUUCUGACGCUGGGCGUGGCCACGCUGGCGCUCAUUCCCCGCGACCUCGACGUGGAAAGGACCUGCACGGGCCAAGAAAUCAUGGAGCUGGCGGACGCCGCAGUGGAGCGCUCCGAAGGCUGCAGAACCCACGGCUUUCUGGUGGGCCAAAUUGCCGCAGUGCGCCGCGUCCUGCGGCUGGCCUGUUUGCCGCGGCCGCCCACGGAAGACCUGACCAACAGAAAGCGCAAGUACAAAAUGCUGACGCUCCUGGCGACGAUGAAGGCCGUGGCGAACUACGUGUCGUACAUUUUGUUGGCGCUCGCCAAGUUCGCCACCGUGGCUUCCAGAGGCCGCCUCGAGCAGGUGGUGGCCCAGCAGGUCACCGUGCUCGAGGCUUUGUUGGCGGAGCACUCGGGCUACGUGGCCCGCGACCGAAUUCUUCGCUACUGCAUCGUGGACUCGCAGAAGCGCGAGGGCGCCUGGCUCGUCAUUCCUCUCGAGCAGAUCUCCCAGUCUUUCGAGCCCCUGCCUUCCGACGGGGCUUUGAUUGCCAUGCUCAACAGCGCCGUCUGCAAGGCUGGGGGCCUCCCGAACUUGCCCGAAAUCACCGUGGGCCGUCUGGGCUUCAGCGGCGACCGUCUCCGGCACCCCGGCCUCAACCCUGUGCUUCCGGGCUCCGCCGACUUCUACUCUCAGGGCGCCGCUGCGCUGCAGCAGCAGCAGCUGCUGCUGCCUCCCACCAUGCCCGUCUGCUCCGCCGUCCAGGAGGCCCCUUCUCUGCAGGAGGGGCUGCCCUACGCUGCUCCGCAACCCCCCAGUUCCCACCUGCUCCAGCAGCAGCAGCUGCUGCAGAAGCAGCAGCAGCUCCAGCAGCUCCAGCAGCUCCAGCAGCUCCAGCAGCUCCAGCAGCUCCAGCAGCAGCAGCUCCACCAGCUCCAGGACCUCCAGCACCAGCAGCAGCUGAAGCAGCUGCAGCAGCAGCUGCAGCAGCUGGAGGAGCAGGAGCAGCUCCGGCAGAUGCAGCAGUUCCAGCAGAUGCUUCCGGGCCAGCAGCCCAAAACACGGCUGCAGCGGCACUUCCUGGAACUCCAGGCCCUGCAGGUGCAGCCAACUUCGCAGCCGUUUAUACAAAUUCCAGGUUCACACCCGCUUAUCCAGCAGCAGCAGCAGCAGCAGCGAGUUUCUCAGAAAUUUUUCCAGCAGCAGCAGCUGCAGCCGACUCUGCAGCAACCUUCCCUGCAGCAGCAGCAGCUAACUCUCCAACAGCAUUCCCUGCAGCUGCAGCAGCCAACUUUCCAGCAACCUUCCCUGCAGCUGCAGCAGCCAACUAUGCAGUCAACAUCCCUGCAGCUGCAGCAGUCAACUCUCCAGCAACCUCCCUUGCAGCUGCAGCAGUCAACUUUGCAACAGUCUUCCCUGCAGCUGCAGCAGCCAGCUCUGCAUCAAUCUUCCCUGCAGCUGCAGCAGCCAGCUAUGCAGCCAGCUUCCCUGCAGCUGCAGCAGCCGACUAUGCAGUCAACUUCCCUGCAGCUGCAGCAGCCAACUAUGCAGCCACCUUCACUGCAGUUGCAGCAGCCAACUGUGCAGCAGCCUUCCCUGCAGCUGCAGCACCCAACUCUGCAGCAACCUGCCCUGCAGCAGCAGCAGCAACGGGGAACUACGCAGCCCGUUUUCCAGCAACAGGUAGGGGCACCGAUUCCGCAACAUGUUGUCCUCCAAAAACAACAAACAGGUCCGCAACAGUUUUUGCAGCAGCAGCAGCAACAGCCAGUUAUGCAGCAGCUUUUGCAGCAGCAGCAGCAACAGGCAGUUACGCAGCAGCUUUUGCAGCAGCAGCAGCAGCAUCAACGGUCACUUACGCAGCAAUUUUUGCAGCAGCAGCAACAAGAGCCAUCAAUUCCGCAACAGCUCUUGCAGGAGCAGCAGCAGCUUUUGCAGCAGCAGCAGCAGCAGUCUUCUGGGCAUCUUGCACACCAGCAACAGCAGCACCAGGAGGGAGUUCCGCAUCAUCUGCCACAACACUUGCAGCAGCAAUAUGCUUCACAGGGGCUUUCCCGGCAGCAAAUACUUUCGCAGCAAUCUUUGCAGCAGCAGCAGCAACAGUCAGCUUUGCAGCACAUUCCCGAGGAGCAGCAGCGGUUGCCUUCUCAUGCUUUUCUCCAGCAGCCGCAGCAGCAAUCAGCUCCGCAACAGUUUCCCGAGCAGCGGAUGUGGCAAACAGUUACGCAGCACUUUCCCCAACAGCAACAGCAGCCGCAGGAGCAGCAGCAGCUGCCUUCGCAGUUCCCGCAGCAGCAACUGUGGCAUGCAGAUCCGCACCAGUUUCCCCAGCAGCAGCAGCAGGGUGCUUCACAGGGCAUAGCCCAGAAGACGCAGCUAGCAGCGCCAGACUACUUGCAAGAACCCCAGCAGCAAGCCCUGCUGCAGGCUUUCCCGCAGAAGCCGUCAUCAAUGGGUUUGCCCGGCAUGUCCUCAGCUAGCCUUCUGGCCCCCGCGGCCGGCGAGCCAAGUCUCGCAGACCCGCAUCCAGCUGUCCAGCUGGGGCCCCCAGCCGCAGCUGCGCUGGGGGCCCCAGCCGCAGCAGCCGCACUGGGGGGCCCAGCCGCAGCAGCAGCACUGGGGGCCCCAGCCGCAGCAGCAGCACUGGGGGCCCCAGCCUCAGCGGCGCUGGGGCCCCCAGGGCUGCUGGCGCCGGGCCGGCCGCAACGGCCAAGUCCCGCGGCUUCAGGUUCGCAAGCGCAGCUGCUUGAAGGCACUUCAGGAGUUUCAGGCGCAGUGCCGAUUGCCUAUGGCCACUUCGCCUCUUCGGAUCCUUCGAUGCCACCAGUGGGCACUCGGUUCGCUGCAGGGCCUAGCCAGGGGUUUCCGGUGUUUCCCUUCGACAUGGAAGGCCAAUACUCUGGCUUUCCAGGAUUUCAUUUCCCAAUAGGAGAGCCUGGAAUGAGGGCUUACGAGCUCUUUGAGGACGGCAGUGGACAGCCGCCGUGGCUGUUGCCCCCCUUGGGGUCUACGCGCCCGCCUGAGUGGCCCGGCCAGCCAAAUAAGCACAAACGGCUUUAG
This is a messenger RNA of Eimeria tenella, 3996 nucleotides long. RefSeq lists its product as uncharacterized. Lineage: Eukaryota; Apicomplexa; Conoidasida; Eucoccidiorida; Eimeriidae. Gene Ontology annotation, molecular function: chromatin DNA binding; transcription coactivator activity. The transcript has a single exon. The record is from RefSeq and is a predicted model, not a curated record. Bases 1 to 3996 code for a protein of 1331 amino acids.